This is a messenger RNA of Rhizopus microsporus ATCC 52813, 628 nucleotides long. RefSeq lists its product as uncharacterized. The record is from RefSeq and is a predicted model, not a curated record. The transcript has a single exon. Lineage: Eukaryota; Fungi; Mucoromycota; Mucoromycetes; Mucorales; Rhizopodaceae. The coding region runs from base 109 to 498 and encodes 129 amino acids.
CUCCAAAGCACAAACGCAGUAUACAAAGGAGCUGAUCGACUCAUCAGUGCGAGUAGAGCAGCAACAGACCUUUACGAAGAAUGCCAACAACUUCUGGAUCAGGAGAAAAUGAAGAACAAUUCUUUCACAUCAUGGAAGGCAUCCGACAACCCGCGGUUUACUCUUACGCCACGAGUAAGGCCACCAACAGUGAAGCUAGGGCAAUGGCGAUCAAGGGGCUCAGACUCCCCGACAGCAUCACACUUAGAAGAAGAACCUAGUGACAUGGCCUUGACCUUGGGCAAGGAAGAGAUUGAAAGAACCUUUCAAGCCAGAUACGAACAGUCCAUCCUUAAAGAUGCAAUUGGACGACAACAACAAUCAUUCAACCACAGUAACAGAAGAUUUGGACCUCAACAGAGAUAUACCAAGGGCCGUAGAUCCUUCCACAAAUCUUUUUUUGGACGCAGCAAGGACCAAUUACACACGGAGGUCCAAAGCUCCAAUCAAUCCCAAUAAGACCGCCAUCAACGCCGACGUCUUUUCCCGCGAUAACAGCGCAUUACACCAUGCCAAGCGAUGGUAUCUUAUCAGGGGGUCGUCUCCAAGGUUUCUCAGAGCAAUGGAAACGGAAAAUAUUUCAUACAUG